AUGGACGCCACAGAGAAAAAGCUGAAGACGAACUUUCACUGCUGUGUGCCCAAGUGCAAUGGGGACAGCAGACGACACGAUGGCUUGUCAUUCCAUCGUCUUCCACAGGACAAGGAAUUGAGGAAGCAAUGGAUCAUAAAGAUCAGACGUGAUGAGGGCCUGAAUUUUAAAGUGACAGAUUCUACUGUUGUUUGCUCAAGACAUUUCAAUCAAGGAGAUAUUGUGAAAAGUUUGACAGGGUUGCGGAAAUUAAAAAAAGGGACAAUACCUUGUACAUUUGAUUGGUCACAUGACACAGUGCCAAGAAAAUCACCUCGAAAAAGACUAGCGCCUAUCAACAGUGAUGAAAAUAUGCCCAAGAGAAUGAUUACCACAAUGACAUCCACAGUAACAAAUCCAGCACCUUAUCUUGAGCAUGACUACUGCACUGAAAAGCCAUCCCCAGAAGAAGAUAUUGAGGAAAUGAAGAAUCAUAUUGGUGCACUUCAAAAGAGGAUUCUGGAGCUGGAGAGAAAGGUGGAAAAGUUUGGCAUCAAUUUUUCAUGUUUUUAUGUCGAAUUAGACAAGGCUUUUUUGAGGAAGAUCUAG
Pecten maximus is the source of this 588-nucleotide messenger RNA. RefSeq names its product THAP domain-containing protein 2-like. Lineage: Eukaryota; Metazoa; Mollusca; Bivalvia; Pectinida; Pectinidae. The coding region runs from base 1 to 588 and encodes 195 amino acids. Gene Ontology annotation, molecular function: sequence-specific DNA binding. The record is from RefSeq and is a predicted model, not a curated record. The transcript has 6 exons.